Molecule: messenger RNA, 5276 nt
Organism: Micropterus salmoides (largemouth bass)
Lineage: Eukaryota; Metazoa; Chordata; Actinopteri; Centrarchiformes; Centrarchidae
Gene: rflna
Product: refilin A
Exons: 4
Coding region: 396-1058 (220 amino acids)
Biological process (GO): actin filament bundle organization; skeletal system morphogenesis; negative regulation of bone mineralization involved in bone maturation
Cellular component (GO): actin filament bundle
Molecular function (GO): filamin binding
Source: RefSeq, a predicted model, not a curated record
GAGAGAGCGCACACACACACACUCGCACUCACAGAGCCAGAGCAGAGCAGAGGAGCUCUCAUCCAGAUCGGUGCCAGACGCACGGUCGACUUUUUGUUUUUGCGCGAGUUUUACUACGUUGUUGUUUAGUUUUUAAAAUUAACAUUCACCUUGGCGUCAAGUUUGAAGGGUUUUUUAAAAGUUUGUCGCUGAUUUUUACGCCUGUUUGGAAUAUCUAGUGGCGUUAAAGGUGGAUCAACGGUACUUCACGGCGCGCAGAAAUCAUCUUGAAAAAGUUCGUCCAGGAUUGUUUCUUUUCGCCGCAGGAGAGCUCAGCAGCACGGAGCGCUUCAAGAGAAAAAACUUGUCAGUGCGACUUCGUCUGGUGUGUUUUUUUUAAUUGAGCCGUCCCAGAAAUGGUGGGGCACCUACAUUUACAAGCGAUGGAUGAUAGCCUAAAAGGAAAGAACCGGGAAGGGCUGCUCGACAGUCCGGAUUCGGGUUUGCCCCCCAGUCCCAGCCCGCCCUUCUGCUCACUUUCUCCGGGUCUAAUCGAGUCGCGCUCAGGCAGCUGCACGACGCCCGUCGAAAGCCAUCAUGGAUAUUAUAAAAAGGAAAGCAGAGAAGGCAAACUGCUGCCCUACCUGCUGCUGAACUCCACAGGGACAGACCCAAAGACUCGCAUGCACCCUGUGUUCUUUGGAGAAAGCAUCGAGGUGAACCCCAAACCAGAGAAGGAAAUCAAGUGCAACUCUGAGGUCAAGUAUGACUCCGACAAGCAUUACCGCAACGGGGUGUACUGCGCCCCCGUUCCCACAGCCACCUCUUUCAGUGAGACAGUGGUGGCGGUGCGGAACUGUACUUGGAGAAGCUACAAGUCCCAGGUGUACCUGGAGCCACGGCAGAAGCCCAUCAGCUACCAGAGCACCACCAUCAUCUACCCGAAACACGCCAAGAACACUUACCGCACCACGCUCAACUACAACGCCACAGGCUCCCGCCGCUGGUUUGUCUCCACUGUGCAGCUGGAGUCGAGUGAGGAUACUAGUCCCUGUAUCAUCUACACAGAGGACCUGUAGGCUCAGUCUGGUCCAGCCUGCAUAGCGAGAGGGCUACUUGGUGGUCAUCGUAUUUUUUAAAAUUUUAUUUUAUUUUUUGGAGGAGGAGGAACUUGGGAAAGCCCAUAUUGAAAGGGAAAUACUUCAACUGAUACCUGGAGCCCCUAAAACCCUGCUCUGUUCAUCUUUAUUUGCCAUGGAUGAAACUCUGGGAACCCUUUAGUGACAUUUUCCCCUGAGUGUAUUUAGACUUUCUACUGAUGCAGCCUUUAAAAAUGGGAGGUGGUCUUCUGGCAGUUUAGAGCUGCACGUCAAUGGUUAAUGUCUUAUUUAAAACAAGAGCUGACAAAUUGGUGGCCUUUGCUCUCCUUCAGGUUGGAUUUUGACCUCAGUGAAGGUAACGAUUAGAUCGUAGAUGUGCAUGUAGAGAAUGGUCGAGAUGACACCUGUGGUGGAUUUCAGUCGAGCCUGCGCAAACCCAGUCACACCAAUGCAAAGCUUUCUAAUAUGGCUUUAUUGCACUUAUUUUCUAUGUAUCACAGUCCUGUUUGUGGACCUGGUAUUGCGGGGGUGGGGGUGGGGGGGGGUAUUUCAGUACUGCAUAUGGAAAAUUGGACCAAAGAUAGUUUGAACACUUUGUCUUUGUUGUAACUCCACAUGGCGACAGAACAUUUGCUUUUUGUUUUACAGUUUUGUCUAGUUUGAUCAAGCAUGUAACUAACCUGCACAGUGCAGGGUGUCUUGUUUAUUCAGCACAAUAACAACUUAUUGUCUUGAGAAUACUCUGGUUAAGUUAAUGUAAGAGUUAGGAGUGUUUUGUUAAACAGGUUCCUGGUCUCUAGGAGGUGGACAAUCAAUGAAGUUUUGGGGGGAAAAAACAUCCAGUUAUUAUUUAUUAAGAGUUUAACACUUAGUAACUCAGUUAAUCUGCAUCAUCAGGACUGUGCGUAGGACCACAUCAUGUAGAGUUGCUGAUAGAUAGUUAAAUGAUUGAGGAUAUGUAAUGUACAUGCUUUCAGGGCUUUUAAAAAUGGUGGCAAUCAUUUUAUGGUUUGCUUUUAUUUUCAAUCAGCAUAAAAUAGUUUGUUUUAAACCUUCUUCGGACACAGGAAAUUUCACAGUCAGGAGGAAGUAUAUACAACUUGUAACACUUGUCUGUCACAACUCUUGGUACUGAACAAACUGCAACUAUUCACGCAGUGGCACAUCUGCUCGUCUACUUCUCCAAGAGAGUCAAAAAUAAACACUAAAACAAGAGUUAUUUCCAGCUGCAACUGUCUGAAUGGUUUAGUGCUACAAGCAGUCGACAAAAUAAGGCCGACACAGUUCUGGAUUGGGUGGCACCAGCUAUUCAUAAAUCCAUCUCUAAGUUUGUGCAUGAAGUAACUGGUCGUUAGUUUCAUACUGUUGAUUUGACUAAAUCAUGUUGCAUUAUUAAAACUUAAGGACUGUCUUAAAUAGUAAAGACUUAAUUUGUAAAUCAUUUGAAACAUAUGAAACUAAUAAAAAAUAAAUUUAAAAAAUCAAUCAUGAACACAUGAAGGUGGCAAAUUAUAAACUAAACUGUCCUACUAGCCUAAUAUUGUGUAAAUGUAGAUAAAACUUAUCCACAGAAAAAUAUGUGUCUGACAUCAUUAGCAUAAUGUUUGGCAAUUUGAAGCAUGUUGUUACUUUAGUGACAUUUAAAAUUAAACAUUAAAAAUCUUCCAGUGUGUCAGGUUAGAUGUUUCAACCAUGUUACAUAUUACUUCACUCGACACGGGUCAUAUAUUAGAAAGUUAACGUUAGCUAUGUCAGUUGGUUCAGUCAGCUACGUAACAGUUACACCUGUCACCUGUCAGUAUUAUCGGUCGAUAUGAGCUAAUUGGUACCAGUGUUUAUAAUAGCUGAUAAAUGACGGAGAUUAGUGUAGCCGUUGUAACUCUCCUGUUGGCAACACGUGUAUUUGGAACGCCACAAAUCCACCACGAAAACACAGCAAUCAGCGGUAAUUAUAUGCAAAGCACUAUUUAUAACAAUAAAAAAGUUUAUUUUUAAACAGCAUUAUGUCAUGUUAUCUUGGUGAGGUCUCAUAACUACACAUAACAAAUGUUAAGGAAAAUCUUUGUUUAUAUAUAUAUAUAUAUAUAUAAGGGCUUGGACUUACGAAUAGCUGAUGCAUGUUGUUUUGAGAUCAACAAAUUGUCAUAUUGGUCAGUUUCUGAGCUCAAGUAGCUCAACAGCAUGAAACUCCUCUGUAAUUACCGACAUGUGGAGCAGUGAAACCACAUCAGAUUUCCAUGUUGAAGAUGUAAAAUAGAUUUUUAUUGAACAUUUUCAUGACUUCUUUUUGUGUCUGUCAAAUAUAUAUAUAUAUAUAUAUUAUUGAACAUGGCAAAUAUUGAAACGUAAGACUUGACCUCAAAUUUUCUUAGGUAUCAGUUUUACUUCAUUGGAAAUGUGUAUUCCUGAAUUUUAGUUGUGGUCUUGAGCUUGCGGUCUUGUUAUUUUUAUAGUCUGAAACACCAUCCAGGUUAAGUGUAAGGGUGGGAGAGACGCGGAGGGCUCAAAGCUGAAGUGGUGCAUCAGUACUGUAAGAUGGGUACUGGGUUUUAAUGAGGGAACAGUAAGUAGCAAUAAAAAGAGCAAAACAAGGGGAGGAAAAUCAGAUCUGCUCUUUCACAAGAAAAACAUAUAUAUGAGGAAAUUGUUCUGAAAAUAGCAAGAUGAUAGAGAGUUUUGCGAUGUGUUGAUGGUCUGUGAAAUGUCAGAGAAUGAUGGUGGGUGUCAAGUUUAAUAUGUUGGUGGUUUUAUGUGAAAUACUUUUUACGUUUCCUAACACUUGAUUUUGUUACUGUAAAAUAUUUUCCUGUUGUAUAUGUGGCAUCGAGGCACUUCAUAAUUCUCUUUAUAUUUUUGUACGUCAAUCGUUGUUCCUGUUGUGAUCAAAGAAAAAUAAUUUAAAAAGAUGUAUAUCCCAAUUGAAUAAAAAAAAAAAAAAGAGCCAAUUCCCGGAACUACAGUGCAUCUGUUGCUUAAUGUUGGUCACAGGAUAUCGUAUACGCCUGUUUAGCACAGGUUUGAAUUUUGUCCCUCUGAAAGAAAGAGGGAGUUCUGCGGGCACAAGGAGGACUGGUAGCACAUUUUGGCUCAGUUCCUGUAAUCAAAUCCAAGACCUGUGUUAGGUGUGAAAAUCAGUGCAAGGGAAUGCAAAUGAAAACACAGGACUGGAUUUUAACUCUCAGCAGUAAAUUACGGGAUGUAAACUUCUAGAUUUUUCACAGAGAGCAGCACAGAAACUUUAAAAAAUUAAAUAAUGCUACACAACUGAAAUACCUGAGUCACAAGUUCAGUUUAGAUUUAAUCAGGAGAAACCUUUUCAGCAUUAUGUGUCCCGUUCAAAGACAGCAAACAAAAACACUUUUGAAGGCAGCAAAAUAAAAUACUUCCAUGGGUUGGAAGUAGUAUAUUAUGUGCAUAUAAGGACUGUUAUAUGCUGUAAACUGAGAAGGGAAGACUAAUUACAGUCAUACACUCAUUAACUUCAUCUUAACUUGUUGAGCUCCUGGGAGUUAUGCAAGGACGGGAUCAUAACAGACAUGCAGUUUGACCUUCAUAUGAGCUGAGCGUAGUAAACUAGAUCACAGGAGACCAGAUCAGUAACAGCUCAAGCGGCAGCUGAACAGCACAUUUGUAAAACUACUACCAAGAACUUCAUCAUGAGCGGAGUAACUGCUGCGUUAACACGGCUCAGGACUGUAUUUUAUCAUCUUAUUUUGUGUAAUUUAUGCAUAAUUAUUACAUGCAGCAAUUAAGUAACAAGUUGAAGAAUUCUGUGCCAAAUAAGUUCAACAUACAAGUAAAGAAAUAUGCUUAUACCGCCCCCUGGUGGUACUUGACCUCCCUGACUUUGGGCCUGUCAAUUUUCCCUGCAAUUCAAAACAGAUAAAAGAAAGUGUGAGGCAGACGUCCAAUACAAACACACAGCAAUAAAUAACACGACCCCGAGACCAUGAAUGGCAAUAAGCUUUUUAUUUAAACAUUAAGGCAGUGUCUUUUUUGUUUUUCAUUUUUACACUGCUAUCCACAAAGCUUGCUGGUGGGCAUGUAGAAUUUAACCAUGUGAAUAUUUCUUUUUUUUUUUUUUUUUUUCUUUUCUUGUAAUACCAACCUUGAAGCAAGCCACAUAAAUAUUUACAUCUCUUCAGUUUUAUAUACAAUCCUUGCUAUUAUACAGUGGGUUAUAAUAAAAAAAAAAAA